UUCAAGACGUGGGAGUUGGGACUUUGGGAGAUACAGACGUACAGUUCUUUUUCCCUACAGGCUGUGAAAGUGCAAAAUUUGCAGCUAUACUAUGUUCAUAUGGUGCCAAGACCUUCAUCUUCUAACCAAAUCCCUAAUUUUUUUCUUAGAAAAAGGAGAAAAUGGCCAUAUCUUUUUCCUUACAAAACCAAAUGGAAUGUAAUUUUCAAUCAACAACAAGCUCUAGAAACCCUAAAAAAAUCAUGUCUUUCUUCAUCAACCCCACUUCCAAUUCUUCAACAAACAACCCAAAACCCUCCAAAAACCCCUUGUCAUCUUCUCAAUUGUCUUAUCAAUAUUUUCACUUCAUACCAAUGUGACCCAACUCCGAAUGCUUAUAAUCUGGUCUUCAAAACCCUAAUUCAAAAAUCCCAAUUCCAAGAACUCAAAUUUGUGCUUUCUCACCUUCAGAACGUGGAGAAAUUCGAUACCCCAGAAAGGUUUUUUGUUGAUUUGAUUAGAGUUUAUGGAGAAAAUGGGAUGAUUAUUGAGGCCAUUGAUUUGUUCUUUAAGAUACCUUUAUACAGGUGUGUUCCUACUGUUCUUUCGCUUAAUUCCUUACUUUUAGUUCUUUGUAAAAAUAGAGAAUGUAUGAGAAUUGUACCUCAAUUGUUGUUGAAGAGUAGAUUUUUGAAUAUUCGAAUCGAGGAAUCGACUUUUAUAAUAUUAAUUAAUGCACUUUGUAGAAUUGGGAAGGUUGAUUUUGCUGUUCAAUUGUUGAAUUACAUGAUUAAUGAUGAAUUUAACCCUAAUGGAAAAUUAUAUUCUUUGGUUUUGUCAUCAUUGUGUAAACAAAAGAGUGUGACUUUGACUAAUAUUGAGGUAAUAGCUGUUUGGGAAAAUAUGAAAAAAUCUGGGUUUUUCCCUAGUAGAGAGGAUUAUUGUAAUGUGAUUAAGUUAUUGGGUAGACAAGGAAAGGGUAAAGAUACAUUUGAUGUUUUAUGUGAAAUGAAAAGGGGAGGAAUUAAGCCUGAUAUUAUGUGCUAUACAACAGUCUUGUAUGAUCUUGUUGAAGAAGAGGAGUAUUCUAGAGUAGAAGACUUGUUUGACGAAAUUCUCGUUUUUGGGUUAGUGCCCGAUGUGUGUACUUAUAAUGUGUACAUUAAAGGUUUAGGUAAGCAAAAGAAAUCCGAUGCUGCUUAUGUAAUGAUUGGUUGUAUGGAGGAGUUGGGUUGUGCACCUAAUUCGAUAACUUACAAUAAUGUCUUGGAAGCGUUUUGUAAGGUUGCGGAAUUGAGUAGAGCAAGGGAAUUGUGGAUUGAGAUGAAACGGAAAGGUAUGGAAGUGAAUCAUCGGUCAUAUAGCUUAAUGAUUGAUGCGCUUGUUACUGGAGGCGAAAUCAUAGAAGCUUGUGGUAUGUUGGAUGAAAUGCUAUCAAAGAGGUUUGUUCCUGUGUUUGCUACAUUUGAUAAGAUCAUAUGUAGUUUAUGCCAUGAGGGGAUGAUUUCAAUGGCUUUGCAUACACUUGACAUGGUUUCCGAUCAUGGUGUUUUGUUGGGUCGCACGUCAUGGGAGACACUUCUUCUCGGGUUGAAUCUUAAUCGUGAUCGUAUGGGGGUGACAUUAGCCUGUUUGGUAAAUUUGCCUGAACAAGAGUAGUUUUCUCAAUCAGAAAAUUGAUUGUGUAGAUUUUUGAACCUCAACAUAUGGCUAUCUUUUGAUAAUGAUUCUUGUGUAGAUGUUGGUUUUAUAAUGAAAUUGAGAAGUACUCCAAGUUUGGGAUUUGUUUGUUAGAGGCUGAUUGUAAUGUAAAAGUUCUGCACUAACAGGAUCCCAUGUAAUUCCUCAUUCUUUUUGUUUUUUUUUUUGGAUUUCAUGAAUCAGGAUAAGAGUAAUUCCGAACUGUGGUGAGAGGGGAGUGGAAAUUAUUUGUCUGAUUCUUAUUUAUCGCUAUCUUUAUCUUUUCAAUGCAUCGUUACUUUUUAUUGAAAUUGAAAUUUUACCCAAAACCUCGUAACGUUCAUCUAUCUCUAAAAGUCAUCAAAUUUUCACUCAAACAUCGAAUUCAUUAAAUUGAAUGUUUAGGAAUAACGGUAGAGACAAAGAUUUCUCACUCUUAUAUGUUUAAUUUAUUAUCAUUUAUUUUUUUGAUUAUAUAGAAAUAUGACCGGUGAUUACGAUAGAGACAAAGAUUUCUUAAGGGGUUUGUCCUAUGCUUUUUUCUAAGUUUAUGGCAAUAUCUAAUAAUUAUAAAUCGACAACCUUAUGCCUAGUUCUCAAUUUGAAUUGAGUCGCAUUAUCUAAGUCAUGCAACAGGACAAAUUUGCCACAAAACCCAAAUUAAAGUAAAUAUUAGAGAAGAAAGUGUCAUUUAAAAAAUACUGUCGAAGAAUUUUUUUAUAGGUCAAAACUGGCCAAAUUUGCCACAAAUCAACCCAAAUUAAAGCAAAUAUUAGAGAAGAAAUUGUUAUUUAUAAAAUAUUGUCAGAAUUUAAUUUAUAGGUCAAAACUGGACAAAAUUACAACUGUAGUUGUAUAUGGCCCAACAAAAGGGACUUCUAAAAAGAACCUAAUUGUGAAAGAACCAAAAGAAAAUGGACUUAGGUUGUGUUUCUAUCUUCUGAUAUGAGAGACAUUUACAAUGGCAACAACCUUUUGUAUCUUA
Messenger RNA from Amaranthus tricolor (Joseph's coat), 2644 nucleotides. Its product is annotated as pentatricopeptide repeat-containing protein At2g38420, mitochondrial. The coding region runs from base 100 to 1638 and encodes 512 amino acids. The transcript has a single exon. NCBI's taxonomy places the organism in Eukaryota, Viridiplantae, Streptophyta, Magnoliopsida, Caryophyllales, Amaranthaceae. Gene Ontology annotation, molecular function: protein binding. The record is from RefSeq and is a predicted model, not a curated record.